ACGACGUGCCCUACCAACUAUUACUACUCCCUCUCACAACUCAAGUGCGUGUGCCUGCCUGGUCUAUAUUACAAUGGUGCCGACUGUGUUUCAUGCCCGAACAACCAGUACAUCAUGUCGGGAGGGUCUUCGUGCGUGUGCAAGCCGGGAUAUUACAUGUCGAAUGGCUAUUGCCAGCAGUGCCCCGGCAUGUACUAUUCCAACGGUGGGUCGACCUGCGCGGACUGUGGGUAUGGUUACACCUCGAUCAACUCCGCGUCACAGUUGGGCUGCACGAUCUGCCCGGCGGGCACGUACCAGCCGAGCCUACGGGGUGCCCAGUGUCUGUCAUGCCCCGCGGGGAGGGCGUCGUUGGCGGGUGCCUUUUGCUGCGACGGGUAUUACCAUGUGGGGGAUGGGGUGUGCGCGCCUUGCCCCGAG
Guillardia theta CCMP2712 is the source of this 420-nucleotide messenger RNA. RefSeq lists its product as hypothetical. NCBI's taxonomy places the organism in Eukaryota, Cryptophyceae, Pyrenomonadales, Geminigeraceae. The record is from RefSeq and is a predicted model, not a curated record. The transcript is spliced from 2 exons. The annotation marks the transcript as partial.